Molecule: messenger RNA, 517 nt
Organism: Striga hermonthica
Lineage: Eukaryota; Viridiplantae; Streptophyta; Magnoliopsida; Lamiales; Orobanchaceae
Source: the annotation of a GenBank genome assembly
CAGCAGCCCCCACCAUUCCAACAGAGGGCUGGGGGUCAGGCCCGAGUCUAUACCAUUACCCACGAUGAGGCUGCCCGCAACACAGGUACUAUGUCUGGAAUGCUUUCUAUCUCCAACGUGUCUGUCUUUGCAUUGUGUGAUACCGGUGCUACCCAUUCUUUUAUCUCUUCUCGUUGCUUGGAGGCAUUACCUAUUAGCACUGUGAGUCCUUGUGAUCCUCUCGGGGUUAGUUUAGCCUCGAAAAAAAUUAUUGUCUCCGAUUCUUUGGUUCGUGAUCUUCCUGUUUCUAUUGGCGGUCGAGUUCUGAUUGUUGAUGCUUAUAUAAUUGAAAUGCGAGACUUUGACGUGAUCUUGGGCAUGGACUGGCUCACCCGCUAUCGAGCCGAUAUCCGGUGCCAGGAGCGCGAAGUCACCAUCUUUCCUGAUUCUGAUCAGCCUGUUGUGUUCUAUGGGGUGAAGUCGAGGACUGUGCCUCGAGUCAUCUAUUCUAUGCAAGCUAGGAAGAGCCUUUCCAAGG